Musca domestica (house fly) is the source of this 1366-nucleotide messenger RNA. Its product is annotated as acyl-coenzyme A diphosphatase NUDT19-like. Gene Ontology annotation, molecular function: hydrolase activity, acting on acid anhydrides, in phosphorus-containing anhydrides. The record is from RefSeq and is a predicted model, not a curated record. Gene Ontology annotation, cellular component: mitochondrion. NCBI's taxonomy places the organism in Eukaryota, Metazoa, Arthropoda, Insecta, Diptera, Muscidae. Bases 122 to 1177 code for a protein of 351 amino acids. The transcript is spliced from 4 exons.
UUGUCUUUUGACAACACGUCCGGGGUUGUUGUGCAACGAACAGACGAUUCAAUGUUUAUCAACAACUUGUUUCCCCAAUAACUUCCCAAUCCCGAGCAACCAAAAGUUCCAAAAACUGGCCAUGCAAGGUGCUGCCGCCAAAUUUCGCAAAUCUGCCAGUUUAAUCAUCUUGGCCCGAGAUAAAGCUGCACAAAAUCCCGAUUUCAAAGCUUUACUCUUUAAGCGGCCACCUCAGGCCACUUUUAUGCCCAAUUCUGCUGUCUUCCCGGGAGGAGUUUUUGAGGCUUCCGAUGAAACACCGCUGUGGAGAAAACAUUUUGAGAAAAUGGGUGCCACCAAGCAGCUGGUGGCUUUAACUGAAGAACCAAAGGGCAAGAAAUCAGUUAUUUUUCAAAAUAAUAAUCCAGAGGCUAUAGAAAGGGAAAUAUCAUUACGCAUUGCUGCCAUUCGUGAAGCUUUCGAAGAAUUGGGUGUUAUAUUUUGCCGAGAUCGCAAAUCAUUGGCCUCAGGCGUUGGGGAAGGUUAUGGUAAUUUUCGAGAGGACUUUGACCGCAACCACUGGCAGAAGUUGGUGCACAAUGACAGUACAAAAUUUUUGGAAUUAUGCGAGGCAUUGGAAAUUGUACCCGAUUUGUGGAGCCUGCAUCAGUGGUCGAAUUGGUUUACACCGACCACCUUUAAGAAGCGCUUCAAUACGGCCUUCUUUAUGAUCGCCCUAAAGGAUGUACCCGAUGUAAUCAAGGAAAACAAUGAAGUUACUGAUUUUGCGUGGAGAACUCCGGCCGAGUAUUUGCAACAGCAUUUCACAAAGGAAAUCUGGCUGCCCCCACCCCAGAUCUAUGAACUUUCCCGUCUGUUGAAUUUUACCCAACUGGAAGAUGUGAAAAACUUUGCUCUGCAACGUCGUCACGAAGGUCUCGAUGUUACCCUACCCAUUGAAUAUAAGUGUAAAGAUGCUCGCGUCAAUUUGUUGCCCGGUGAUGACUUAUACGCGGUGGAAAAUUCCAAAACCGAAAUGCCUGUUUUGGAAAAAACUGCUAAACAAUUUCGUGAAGGUGUAAAAAAUAUCCAUCGCAUUGAAUUCUAUGGACCAAAUGAUGCUGUUUUACGUUUGAAUUUUGAGCUACCUCAUGGUCAUAUUGGUCCCAUCAAUGCAAAUCCCAAGAAACGGGAUUGAGGGGAAUUUCAAUGGACAAUUGUUAUUUCCAUGUGGCAGCAGGAAGCUGUCUGAUGUGGUCUAUAGGUUGAAUUUCUUGUCCUUUGACUGUCUUCCCACCAAAAUGUGCAUUUAUAUGUCUAGUCUUAAGUUCCAAAACUAGAAAAAUUUACAAAUAUAAAUAUUUUUUAUAAAUAUUGAAUGUAAAAA